AGAUUAAAAACAUAGCGUAGUUUUAGUUUACUUGAAUCGUCACAUAUGUGUAUCGUAACUUUUUAUACUGCUUGACAGAAAUGUCAACAUUUCAAAACUUUUUUAAUCUUCAUGUAACAUCGUAGAGCUGCUUUUUAACCACUUUAUUUUAAAGAAAUGAAAAUGAUCUUGCUUUUUAAUACAAGCGUGUUUUAGUGGUUUUGUGAGUAAAACUGUGCAGUGGAGAGAUCGGGAGGGGCUGCACUAAACAGGGCGAUGUUGAAGUUUCCAGAGGUUGAUGUCAGCGUAACUGGAUUCCUCUAGUCUGGGAUUUUAAGGGAACAACUGGGAACAAGAUGGCUGAGUGUGGACUGGAAAACUGCUUUUUUCCACUGUCACAAACUCUGGACUAAGGGUUUCUAAAACUAUAUUAAAGUAAAAUAUGCAGGUAUAAAUUCGCGUCGGUACUUUUGGACGGCAACUUUUACUGUUAUUAUCGUUGUAUACGUUUUUUUCCCGACCGAAUUUUCUCGCUUAUUGUUAUUGGAAACAACGGAAUAUCGUUCCGGACAGUUUUUCAAUUGCCAAAUAACACACUGCAAAUAAUUUUUACGCUAAAUAUUUUUUAAAAAUCAAACUUCCUAAACUCGAGUUUGGAGUUUUGUCGUACGAUUGGCACACAUUUCACGACCAUCCUCUGAAUCAAACCGACAUUAAAGAAUGACUGCAACUAAAGAUUGUCUUCAUACACAGUUGUUUUGAAUUGCACAAUGAGCUCCAGUCGCGUCCGGCCUCAAGCACCGCAGACCCCGGCAGCAUCUGCCGCAGCAUCACCGCCAUAUGAAGGGAUUGAGAUGGAAAAAAUGCACCACGAAGAAGUGGGCCUGGGGGUGCCCGAUGAGACCCCGUCUCCGCCUGCCUCCAGUUCCAGGCAGGCGUGGAGUCGGGACAACCCGGGGUUCGAGCCGGAGGAGGGGAUGAUGGAGGCAGACUGGCCCCCGGCGAGCCCGGGCCGGAGGUCUGUGUCCACGGCCUCCAGCGGCAGCAGCACCAUCGGGCCAGGUAGCCUCUCCGGUAUCACUGCGAGAAUAAACAGAGGACUGUAUCCAACUCAACCAGCUCAGGACGAGCACCCCAGCUGCGGGAAGAGGAUAAUGCAGAAAAUGAGGGUAUUAUGGGACACUCGUCUUUUGGGUGAAAGUAACAGCAACAGAGAGAUGUAUCUGAAGACUGUUCUCCGAGAGAUGAUCACCUACAUACUCUUCCUGCUCACAAUCUGCAUCUUAACCUAUGGAAUGGUGAGCACCAACAUGUAUUAUUACACUAAAGUCAUGUCUCAACUCUUCUUGGAUACACCAAUAACAACCGGAGAACCGACGACCUUCAAGACUCUUUCAACAAUGGAGGACUUCUGGAAAUUCACAGAAGGGCCUUUUCUUAAUGGUAUGUACUGGGAGUUCUGGUACAACAACAAGAGUCUUCCAGAGAACCAGAGUCUGAUCUACUACGAGAACCUCCUGCUGGGCGUUCCUCGUCUUCGACAGCUCAGAGUACGCAACGAAUCCUGUUCUGUCCACAGAGACCUGCGGGACGAGGUGUACGACUGCUACAGCGUUUAUUCCCCAGUCAAAGAGGAAAAGGCACCAUUUGGGUUUAAAAAUGGCACUGCGUGGUUGUACUCGACGGACAGCAGUUUGGGUGAGAGCAGUUACUGGGGCCAAGUGUCGACCUAUGGCGGUGGAGGUUACUACCAGGAACUGUCACGCACUCGAGAGAAGUCAGCCAAUCAGCUGCAAGAAUUGAAAAACAACCUCUGGUUGGAUCGUGGCACCAGAGCAGUGUUCCUGGACUUCUCUAUCUAUAAUGGCAACGUUAACCUGUUUUGUAUUGUCAGAAUGCUUGCGGAGUUCCCGGCCACAGGGGGCGUUGUUACCUCCUGGCAGUUCCAGACCAUCCGGCUCAUCCGGUACGUGUCCAGCUGGGACUACUUUGUGGGGAUGUGUGAAGUGUCCUUCUGCCUCUUUGUGCUGUAUUACCUGGUGGAGGAAUUUCUUGAGAUCCGCCUACAUCGCUUACGCUACUUCAAGAGCCUGUGGAACUGUCUGGAUGUUCUCAUUGUUGCGCUCAGCGUUCCAGCCAUCAUCAUGAACAUCUGCAGAACAUCAGUCGUCAGUCGCAGACUUCACUUCCUGCUGGAGAACCACAGCACGUACCCAAACUUCGAGCCCCUUGCUCGCCUCCAGGUGCACUUCAACAACCUGGCCGCUGUUAUCGUCUUCCUAUCUUGGGUCAAGCUUUUUAAGUUCAUUAAUUUCAAUAAGACCAUGAAUCAGCUGUCCACCACCAUGUCACGCUGCGCUAAGGACCUCAUGGGCUUCUCCAUCAUGUUCUUCAUCGUGUUCCUGGCCUACGCCCAGCUGGCGUAUUUGGUGUUCGGCACGCAAGUUGAUGAUUUCAGCACUUUUCAGGCCUGCAUAUUCACACAGUUCCGGAUCAUUUUGGGUGAUUUUGACUUCUCAGAGAUUGAGGAAGCUGACAGCGUUUUGGGACCCAUUUACUUCACCACCUUUGUGUUCUUCAUAUUUAUGAUUUUACUGAAUAUGUUCUUGGCAAUCAUCAAUGACACUUACUCUGAGGUGAAGGCUGAUAUGGCCCAGCAGAGGUCAGAGAUGGAGAUAACAGAUCUCAUUAAAAAGGGCUAUAACAGGGCGAUGGUGAAACUCAAGCUGAAGAAAACCUCUGUCAAUGACGUCUCAGACAGCUCGCACCCGGCUGGAGGAAAACUCAGCUUUGAUGAGCUUCGACAAGAUCUGAGAGGAAAAGGACAUUCGGACGCUGAGAUUGAAGCUAUCUUUGCCAAAUAUGACCUUGAUGGAGAUCAGGAGCUUACGGAACACGAACACCAGCAGAUGAGAGAUGAUCUGGAGAAAGAGAGAGAGGACUUGGAUCUGGAGCACAGUUCACUGCCUAGGCCAGAGAGUGGGCGGAGCUUCUCCCGUAGCCAGGACGACUCAGAGGAGGACGACGAUGAGGACAGCGGGCACAGUUCCCGUCGCCGUGGCAGCAGCUCAGGAGGCGUGUCAUAUGAGGAGUUUCAAGUGCUCGUGCGCAGAGUGGACCGUAUGGAGCAUUCGAUCGGCAGCAUCGUAUCAAAGAUAGAUGCUGUCAUUGUGAAGUUAGAGGUCAUGGAGAGAGCCAAGAUGAGAAGGAGAGAUGUGCUCGGACGCAUCCUGGAUUCAUGGAAUCCAGUCACAGAGGAUGAGAAGACAGGCAAGAAUCCAGAGCUGAACCGGGAACAGAUGGACAAGCUGGUUAGAGAGGAACUGGAACGUUGGGAGUCUGACGACCAAAUAUCGCAGGUUAGCCAGCGCCAGGCCACUCCCAUUGCUCAGCUCCGCCCACGCAAUUCCCGACCACCUUCAUCUCUUUCCACUGAGGGCCCAGAUGCCGCAACCAAUGGGGCCGGCCACAUGUGAGGAGUUUUGAUUGUGUAUACAUGACAACUUUGGAGUUCCGCAGUUCGUUCUACAGGUCCGUGUCUGAUGCAGUGCAUUGGGCAGAAACUAUUUAGUCACAUUUCUGAAGGUUGAAAACCAAACACACUCAAAUCAGUAUUGCACGGUCAGCCGUCCUGCCGCAAGCCCACAGCUAUAGGAUUAAAUAGUGCUGCACAAAAGCUAUUUAUUUAGGUUUCUUUAUAUUAAAGUUAAUUGGGGCUUUUUGUUUGUAGCCAGCCUAUGCUUUAUAAUGCAAAUAGAAAGAUAAAUUGAAGCGCAACUCUUUCACACAGGCCUUUUGUAUACAUUCCUAUAAAGCUUUUUUGAGUAAUUAAAGCUAUAUUUUUUAUAAUAAUGAUCAUUUUAUAACCAGCCACCUUCACAGUGAGCGACUGGCCAUUUUGUCAAUGGAUUGUAAUAAUAUCAACAUCACGCUCCGCCCACAGUGAAGUCUGAUUGGUUGAUAAUCCUGCUCCACACAGCUAUAAACAUUGAGUCAACGCUUAAAUUUCCUUUGUUACUCCAGGUACAAUGCAUUUUAAAAUUGAGGUACAUUUAAAUUUUUGUCUUUGUGCUUCAACAUUAAGCUUUUGUCAUUUCACAGCAUAAUUGUAUCGAUGUAUAUACACAACAUACAUGAUACACAAAUUAUCAACUUUUUCCCAUUUAAUCUUUAAAAAGGGCCACUGUGGUAAAACACAUUUUCACAUAAUCACAGUUUUAUACUGUAUCCUGCUAUGAUUAAGUGCACAGUCUAGUUGAUAUGAUAUGAUAUAUAUAAUAUACUGUAUGUAUAGUGAGGACCAAUAUCUUUCUAUACUGAACAGAAGAAUGCAUUAAACAUAAACAUUCAUCAAAUUAGAUGAUUUAAUAUGAUUGGCAAAUAAACAAAUUGAUAAAACUGUCCUAACCUAAAGCCUGAUCAUAACUAACCCCUAACAUCAGAGGGAAAUAUUAGGUUGAGAAAACUAAGCUUGAUAAGCCAAAUCUAGUCCUAAAUCUAACCCGACAAUCUGAUUGGUUGAUUGGUUAUAGUUAGUUAGAAAUCACAAAAACUGAAAAUGUCCACACAUUGGGCCUCAUUCAUGAAACACGAGCAGAACUAAUUUUUGUGUAAAUCGUUCGUAAUGUUGUUCUGCCGUAACUGUUCAGAUUCAUAAAAAUGUUCGUAUUUUCAAAAUGUUAGUUGGUACGAAAAAAAAUGACACCUGCUCCAUACCAUGUGUAAAUGGUGCAUAAAACAUUCAAAUGUUCUGUGUUCUUUCUGACAAACUGAUUACAAUGCAUUUUGAUGCACUGUGUAUCAUAAUGAUAUUUCACGUGUUCCUUUGCCCUGUCUUUUUGUCGUUUUUUACUCUUUAACUUUGAGUAAAACACAGACCUCGUUACUGUCCCUUUAGACACAGCUGUCCAAUCACAGUGGAGUGCAGGACAAACAGUACAUUGACCAACCAUCACACUUGCACAACACAACAAUGGAGAAGUUAACAUUGCUGGUUGUUGCAUUUUUAUAUUCAGUAAUAAUCUUAAAAAUAAGAUACUCAUAACAUGUUACUGCCGUGAAUAUUCCUAAUCAUAGCAACCAACAUGUCUCCGGAAAAACGUGCAGUACAUCCAAAGCGCUCUCAAGCGCCACCAGUUGGUUAUUUUCAGAAGAGCACCAGGCAUUAUUUCAACUGAUUAAAAGGCUUUGGUGGACACAGGUUAAUUUAUUAAUUUAUUGUUAGGCAUAUAGCCUAUUAGUCUCUUAGGCAUUUAAGCAAUAUAACGUGCCAACCAUGAGAAUGGAAUCCAGAGGAUUCCAGCUUUCCUAGAUACGUAAUUUGCGUAGCUGUCCUUCAUAGGCGGGGAUUAUGCUAAUUAUGAUUAAGCGUGCAUGCACACCUUAUUUACAAAUUAUUGGAAUUCUUUAAAGUCCCUGUGAACCGGAAGUUGCGAUCGUUUUUACUUCCGUAUUCUGACACAUUUCCGAGUGAAAAAGAAUUUCAAAGGAGAAAAUAAGUGGGCGUGGCUUGCGCUUUUCACUGCGAAUUGAUUGGAUGUGUAAAAACAGCUGUUGCAUUGAUUUGAAAUGAAUCUGGCAGCAGACAGGAGAGGAGUUAACGGAUGCUCCGAUUAUGAGGGUACAUGAACAUUAAAAAGAGAAAGACCCAGAUUGAUAAGCUAUUUACUAUAAAUGCUGCAAUAUUUCAUGAAAAUUAAGAAUUGUCAUUUUUAAUUUCACUGGGACUUUAACAUACACACGUUUUACUAUCAAAUCUGACGUUUACAAAGUAUUUUUCGGGUAGGUCGGUUUUACGCGCAAAUCACUCAUAUAUUAUGAAUGUUUCAUGAAAGAGACCCAUUGCCUUUUCUGAAUGAACUUUUUGUACUAUGUAUUCUUCAGCAAUGAGCUUAAUUUCACAGUAUGGUUUCCUUUUCAUAUUUUAUAACUCACUCUUCAAUUUAUUACAGUUGUAGUUGUGGCAUGUUUUAUUAUGUUUGUUUAUAUAAUGAGCAUUUUUCUUUGUAAUCUUUAAUAAUUUUAAGUCUCAAAUCAUUUUGAUAGUUUUUGCAUUAUAAAAACAAACUUCAAUUUGGAGUGCUUCUGAUUUCAUGGGAUAUCCAUGUGUAUUUGUCUUUUAAGGCACCGAUUUUAAAGGUACAGUUCACCCAAAAUCAUUUACUCACCCUCAUCCUGUUCCAAACCUGUAUAAAUGAAAGAAUUUAUUUGGAAGAAUGUUUGUUCAGCAUCAAACAUAACAGCAAAAAUAAAAUUGUUUUCUUAUACAUUUCAAAUCUCGAAGUGCCAUUGGUCAGCAAAAACAAGUGUCCUCCCCCAAUAUGUGACCAUUCACACAAAUAAACUGCACAGCAAUUACACUUCACUUUUUAUCGUGAUAAAAUGUAUUAGUAUUUUUCAUUAUGCACAAUUUGAUUGUUUAAUGUCACAAUCGUGUACAAUAAAAUCCAUUCAAACCCAUAAUGGUCUCUUUAUUUGACAAUAACCCGUGUAUCUUUUCAUCCUAGACAUAACUGACUCAACACAGCAUUAAGAAUCACUGAAAAUAUAACAUAACUACUAAUGUCAUAUGAAAGGGAUAUUUUGUAGAUAUAAUUCACAGACUUUGCUGGCUUUUGUGGAUGGAUUUAGUUUUAACACAACGAACGUCGUGAAAUGUGUGCUCAUGGCACAGGAACAGGGUUUGGUAAUCUUCUCAUUGAUGUUUGCUGGUUUUGGAUUAAGCCUCACCAAUUAUAUGGAUUCCCAUGGGAUGAGCGGUACCAGGACUGUGCACAUCUGACCUGCGACCUGCUCCUUGAGUUUGGAUAUAUCAAACCCCUGUGCAAUGUGUAACAAUGGUGUUGCAUGAAAUGGUGAAUGAUAUGUAGAAAAUGUAGACUAACUGAUUUGUAGUUUAUAUUUGAUAUUGAAAACCAUGAAACUAGUACUUGUUCUAUAAGUAUUACAGUUAAAAGUAAAAC
Molecule: messenger RNA, 6941 nt
Organism: Triplophysa rosa
Lineage: Eukaryota; Metazoa; Chordata; Actinopteri; Cypriniformes; Nemacheilidae
Gene: pkd2
Product: polycystic kidney disease 2
Exons: 15
Coding region: 750-3455 (901 amino acids)
Biological process (GO): detection of mechanical stimulus; potassium ion transmembrane transport; release of sequestered calcium ion into cytosol
Cellular component (GO): membrane
Molecular function (GO): signaling receptor binding; muscle alpha-actinin binding; potassium channel activity
Source: RefSeq, a predicted model, not a curated record